Molecule: messenger RNA, 3364 nt
Organism: Nylanderia fulva
Lineage: Eukaryota; Metazoa; Arthropoda; Insecta; Hymenoptera; Formicidae
Product: plexin domain containing lethal (1) G0289
Source: RefSeq, a predicted model, not a curated record
AGCGGCUAGUGAGAGCGAGCAUGUCGUUCGCGUCGCAAGCGAGUUCCGUCGUCGUCGAGACUCCGUGAACACUCCCGAGACACGUUCUAGGAGAGAAACCCACUUCGCGCCGGCUGAUUUUAGAGCGGCUGACUUCACGCGCGAGGCCAACUUCACUUCGCGCGCGCGGUCAACUUUGCUUCGCGCGCGCGACCAAACUUCGCUUCGCGCGCGCGACCAACUUCACUUCGCUCGCUCGCUCCCUCGCUUCGCUGGCGUCAGUGUGUCGCGCGCCACCGCCGCGAGAACAUCGCGUUACAUUCGCUCCGCUAUUUACGUUUCGACGUUUCUGGACGUGUAUCCGCUCGAGGAGCAGCAGUGAUUUUUUUCUCGCCCUGCUUGUUUCGUUUCUUUUCUCUCUUCGUUCGAGAGAGAUUCCGCUCCUUGAAUCUCUAGUCACCCCUUUUGCUCCGGUUUCUCCCUUCGUCAUCCUUUGUCCUCCAGACUCCCCCAGGUCUUUUUUUUCCGUCCGUCGUGUGAGUUUCACGUGAAGCCCUCAAAGCGGAAAAGAGUGAGAGAGAGAUCCUCAUUGACGCAGCUAUGGCGCGCGAAGAGGAGCGGUGGUGCUUCUUCCUUGACGGACAGAGGAUCCCGAUGUUCCUGGUCGUCCUGUGUGCCCUUCUGGUCGGAUCCCUGACGGUGGUAGCCGAGCACGAUGAUUCUUACUAUAAUUACGCUGGAUGGACCAGCAAGUCGUCGUUCGAUCAUCGAUCCGUGGAUGUCAGAUUGAUCGACGGCGAGAAUAUAGCGAGGAUACGCCGAGCAGCGAUCCCCGAGAAGUCGGUGAUGGCGACCGAGCAGAAGGAUCCGGUCAAGGAAGCAUCGCAGCAGCAGCAGCAGCAACCGCAACAACAGCAACCAGCUGCGCAGCUGACGACGACCGCGAACACGAACACGUCGCACGACGUGUACCUUCCGGCUUCGUCGACCAGCGAGGCUACUGUCCAGUUCAAGCCCACCGAAGCGAUUUCCACUGUCCAACCGCUCAAAGACACUUCCGACGUCACUUCCGUCCCCAAGGAUUCCAAGAAAAAGGCGACGCAGGCGGUGAAAAUUGAUGAUGUGGCCACAGUCUGGCCGAAUCGCACGAUGCCGAUUCGCAACGUCACCAGCAAGGAGCAGCCAUCGGCGGACAAGAGCAACAACCAGACGAAGCAGACGGAAUUGCCGAAGAACGCGACGAGCGGCGUGGAGAACGCCGACAAGCCCGAUGACAUUGGCGACAUCUCCAUCAGCAAAUUCUCCGACGUGACCCUCAACACCACCCUCACGCAGAACAACAUCACCAAGACGGUCUACGACACGCAUCAGUAUUACAACAGCACCUUCAUCGUCGACGCCAAUAUCUGCAACAAGUAUUGGGUCGACAUGGACAAACAUCCGGAACUCAGGGUCAAUCCUCUGCUCAGCCAGAGCCAUCGACGAGCUGCGACCGUCAAGCUGAAGUUCGAUUUCCCUUUUUACGGAUACAACGUGCGCAACAUCACCAUCGCCACCGGCGGUUUCCUGUACACGGGCGACUACGUGCACAGCUGGUUAGCAGCCACCCAGUACAUCGCACCGCUCAUGGCGAAUUUCGAUACCCGCCUGUCGAACACCAGCUACGUCAAGUACGCUGACAACGGUACGGCAUUUACGGUCGAAUGGGACAAGGUGGUGCUACAGGAUCGUCCGGAGGCCGGCGCCUUCACUUUCCAGGUGACCUUGCAUCAGAACGGCGACAUCGUGUUCGUCUAUUCGGUGAUACCGCUGGUGAUUGAAAACAUUGAGGACACGAUGCAUCCUGUCAAGGUCGGACUCAGCGACGCCUACAUCAUGGACCGAACUGUCUUCUUUGUGCGCCGAAAGACCAUCUACGAAUACCAUCGCGUGAAUUUCAACCGGCAGGACAUCGUGAACUGCACGGUCAUCUAUCUGAAAGCACUGCCCACGUGUCUGAACUUUGACAACUGUCGGGACUGCCUGACGAAGGUGCCCGACUUCGACUGCAAGUGGUGCUCGGAUCUGAACAAGUGCAGCACCGGCACGUCCCGACAGCGGCAGGAAUGGCUCCUCAAGGGUUGCGAUGUGCGUAAUAUCAAGGAGGCGGACAACUGUCCAGCGCAGAUCACGAACUACAAGGGAGAGGAGUACGACCAUGACGGUCACGUGCACCCCGACGAGUCGAUCACCGCCAACGAGAUGAGCGCCAAGCAGGAGAGACCCGGUACCAGUCCCUUAGAGAGCACCACUCCGAACAAGAUGAAUAUGGGCGUUUCGGGAAUAAUCGGCAUUCUCACUAUCGUCGCUUUAGUUGCGGGUCUCGCAGCUUGGGGUGCAUAUGCCUAUCGCAAUCCCCAUAGUGCAUCGGGACAGAUGCUGAUCAGGUAUCGCCCGAGCCAAUGGAGCUGGCGAAGAGGCGAAGCCCGUUACACAGCCGCGACCAUUCAUAUGUGAUGAGGUGUCGACGAAGAGACAUCAAGUCAGAGUCAAUUGCGAAAGUGUCGGACCAAACUUCCUAUUAAUUGUGUACAGCGAAUAUAUACCGAGUCUGCGCGUAUAUAUAUAUAAAAAAAAAAAAAAUAUAUAUAUAUAUAUAAACUCGCGAGAACGCGCAGAACUCGUCAGGUUUUGCACUCAAUCGCGUAAAUACGGACAAUCAUUUCCAUUUCAUUUACGACGUUUACGUCGACGCGAAGAAAUCGAUUCAACGCCGACAAACACGACGAGAGAACGUUUAUUCUGUCCUCUCUCUUUAAGAAUUGUGGUAUAUUUUUGACUAUAUAUAUAUAUAUAUACAAUAUAUGUCGUGCGCAAUCUGAGAAUUAAAAUUCUGUAAUUAGAUGUGGAAAAAUUUCAUUCGCGGAAAUUCUCUGAAUUUUUACCCAACUUGAACGAGUUUGCGAAAUUUGAUCGCGAACGAUUCGAAUGUGACAUGAAUUCAUAUACAAAAUUAAUACCUGCACGGAUCGUAUCAAAUGGGGUUUUCGGGAUAUAUUGUGAGAAUCGUGACCUUCUUCAAAACCAUAUACAAUCGAUGAUCCAAGCUGCAGAGAGAUAGAAACGUCGUAUACGAAGGCGAUCGUAUAAUAUAUCGAGACAUCGGACGAUUUUCGAGAUCGUCCGUCGAGCAUUUAUGUGAUUCUUAGCAGCACGUGGUACACCUUGUUAUUGUUUAAGAAUUCGUUUUUCUUUUUUUAUCGUCGUUAGACAAAUUGCAGCAAUCGUUUUAUAUACGUACCUAAUGUUCGCGCGAUAAAGAGGACAGCGUUUUGGAGAGAGAAAAUGUAGCAAAAAAGGGAAGAAAAAAAAUUAUCGAACGUUUCAAUCUGGCGUGCUGAAACUA